AUGCCACCGGUGCGGCCCCUGCAGCUCCACACCCUCCAGAGCUGGAGGUACAGGACACAGUGACCUUGGAGUUACACUGAUUCUUUCCAGGAGUAGGAUGUUGUGGAGAGGUUCAAAUGGAGUCAAGGCAUCCCGUUUGGAGCUGCCACAUCCUAUGUACAUCUAGAGAAGCUGUGUGAAGGAUCCUGUGCAACUGUGUACAAGGGGAUCAGCAGGAUCAACAGCCAGUUGGUGGCACUGAAAGUGAUCAAGCUGGAGGCAGAGGAGGGAGUGCCCUUUACAGCGAUUCGGGAAGCUUCUCUUCUCAAGUGUUUGAAACAUGCCAACAUUGUACUGCUUCAUGACAUUAUCCAGACCAAGGAGACACUAACAUUUGUCUUAGAGUACAUGCACACAGAUCUAGCACAGUACAUGGGCCAGCAUCCUGGAGGACUCCAUUCAUGCAAUGUUAUGCUCUUCAUGUUCCAGCUUUUGCGUGGCCUGGCUUACAUCCACCAACAACACAUUCUUCACCGAGAUCUGAAACCCCAGAACUUGCUCAUCAGUUGCCUGGGUGAGCUCAAAUUAGCCGACUUUGGCCUUGCUCGUGCCCAGUCCAUCCCCAGACAGACAUACUCCUCUGAAGUUGUGACACUCUGGUACCGUCCUCCUGAUGUGUUGCUUGGAGCUACAGCUUAUUCUUCUGAUAUAGAUAUCUGGAGUGCAGGCUGUAUAUUUGUGGAAAUGUUCCAAGGUCAGCCAAUAUUUGCAGCAACUUCUGGUACUCGUGAACAGCUGGAGAAGAUCUGGGAGGUAUUGGGAGUCCCAACUGAAGACACCUGGCCAGGGUUUUCCAAGCUCCGCAAAUAUAAGCCAGAACUGGUUGCUUCCAGGAGACCUCAGAGACUCCAAGUCAUCUGUGACAGGAUGAGCAGGGUGCCAGCAGCAGAGAAUUUGGCCUCUAGGAUGCUCACAGCCUUCCCUCGAGACCGAAUCUCUGCACAAGAGGCGCUUCUUCAUGGCUUCUUCAGCCCCCUGCCUCCUCAGCUCUAUCAGGUUCCUGCUGGACAAUCAGUGCUCACAGUUCCAGGGGUGAGACUGCAACCUGAAACCUGUGACCUGUUUGUUUCUUACCGAAAAGGCCGUGUCUCAGGAGAAAGCAAUGUCAGAAGGAUUGACUUGGCAACGAAGAUGUAA
Messenger RNA from Sturnus vulgaris (Common starling), 1176 nucleotides. The record is from RefSeq and is a predicted model, not a curated record. Lineage: Eukaryota; Metazoa; Chordata; Aves; Passeriformes; Sturnidae.